This is a messenger RNA of Aspergillus candidus, 2576 nucleotides long. RefSeq names its product NDT80/PhoG-like DNA-binding family protein. The record is from RefSeq and is a predicted model, not a curated record. Gene Ontology annotation, biological process: meiotic cell cycle; positive regulation of transcription by RNA polymerase II. Gene Ontology annotation, cellular component: nuclear chromosome. NCBI's taxonomy places the organism in Eukaryota, Fungi, Ascomycota, Eurotiomycetes, Eurotiales, Aspergillaceae. Gene Ontology annotation, molecular function: DNA-binding transcription factor activity; DNA binding. The coding region runs from base 463 to 2235 and encodes 590 amino acids. The transcript is spliced from 2 exons.
ACUACUUCCUCUCCUCCCUCUCCUCCUCUCCUCCUCUCCUCUUCAUCUUCUUGCGACCAGGGCUAGCAAUAGCGCUGCAUCUCGCUUGCGUCUUUCUUUAUUCCCUUUCGGUCAUCCUCCUCUUGCCCUUACCAACUGUGUAGCUCUCUUCUCUUCUCCCAUUACAAUAGCAAAUGUCGUGAUUCAGCCAAAGCUCAAUCUCCUCCCACAAAUCCGAAGAUUUGAUUACUCCCAUAUCUUACGGUCCUUCGCCUGACCCGCUGCACUCUUUGCGAUCAUCUCACUCGCAUCUUACCACCUCCUACCUCGCUAGGCCCCGCCCGCUUCGUCUAGGCCUCCCCCGUCCCUUUCAGUACUUCUGGAUUAUUCACAGCCGCCUUCGUUGGAGACAGAGCCAAAGGCUUCAUUACCUUCUUGCCUUUUGGUCGUCGUGCAGGCCUCGAGCCGGUCGCCACCCUCGCCAUGGAGGGGUUCGAUACCAUGGCCCUGCCCUACCUAGCGAGCCCGCUAUCCCUCAGCAACAUACAGGGCACCGACUACCUCAAUUCCAUGCCUGGUAUGGAUCUUCCAGACCAGCGCUCCAAUUUUGACUCGGAUACCUUUGUCAGCGGUGAUGACAUCCCCUUCCCGCAGCAUGGUUUGCCUGCGACAUUGGACCGGUUUCCAUCUAGUUAUGAAGAUCCCUUUGAUGUGAUGACGCCAUUCGAUCCCACGCCCCCAGAACAGCCUCCGGACUCGUCCAUCGACCGCAAUAACAAGUUGCUCGGCUUUUCCGGGCCCGUUUACAACUUCACAUUCCUUGAUUACUCGUUACGUCGGACAUCCUUGUCCAUCGAUGCCCAAUUGACGGGCAUGUUCUUUCUGGCAGAGUCCCCGUGGACAACCUCCCCGAACGACAAUGCCCCGCCGCAACAAGGUGCGGAGCUGACUUGCUAUCGCCGCAACUUAUUUCAGAUCUCGGGCACGGUAACUUUGCCGCGGGGGUUGCGCUACAUCAUGACGGAGCAAGGCGACCGAAUACCUAUCUUGGCGCAGGAGUUGACCGUCUCGGCCACCGAAUCGGUCGAAGGGAACUCCGUCAAGAUCAUCUCGGUGCCCUGGAAGACCCCCGUCGCGAGUGGGAACCCGUCCGCCGAGGAUGGUAACAACUCCCGUGCCGCCAACACUGGCGCCAACCCCAAGGUCGAGAAAGAGCCCCCACCGAUCCCGUUAGAUAUCAUGGCCGGUCAGAACAUGGAAUCUGACUACGCCGAGUUUUCCAUUGGAUGGAAGCGACUGCAGUUCCGUGUCGCGACCGCCAACAAUGGUCGCAGGAAGGAGCUCCAGCAGCACUUCGUCGUCCGGCUCAAGGUGGUCGCAACCUUGUCGACCGGCGCAAAGAUCCCCAUCUGUGAAGUCCGCUCUGGCCCCAUCAUCGUCCGGGGCCGCAGCCCUCGCAAUUUCCAAUCACGCAAAGACCUGCCGCUGAGUGGCAGUGCCGCGGCCUCCAGAAAGAAUGUGCAGGCCGCGCAGACGGCAGCCGUGAACCGGGUGGCUCCCCGCAAUGACUCGAUCUCCCGUGUCAACCCCACGGCCGCCAAAUCCAAGGCUCCGGCGAAGAGCACGUCGCCAGAGACCGCAUCCUCCCAAGCUGCCGUGGCGCCACAGCUUCCUUCUCCGGGGUGGACGCAGCAGGUUCAACAUCCGGGAGGGAGCGCACCCAUCCCGUCGGGGGUAUUGUCCCACUCGUCAAUGUAUUCGCAGCCUACUCCAGAAUUUUCCCGGCAGACAGAUAAUCUCCAGGAUACGAACACCGUGGCUGCCCCCAUCAACCUGACGCUCCUGGAUGAAGAGGAUGGCAGUAACCCCAUCGCCUUGCGCGAUCCGACAAGAUCUCGUUAUCCGAACGAACCGCCGCGGAAGAACCCCGCGGAUGUGGAUAGCUCGGCUCCCCCAACAAAGAUGCGCAAGGUAUCCCAUAGCACUUCCCAAGUGCAACCUAGGGAAACGACAUCUUCGUUACCCUUACUGGACACCACGAACAUGCAACAACCGUUUGCAUCGAGCCUUCCUUUUCCCAACGAGAGUGCUGAUAUACUAUAUGAGUAUUUCCCCCUGGGCUUGGACGAUUGGCAAGCGCCUGUGGACGCAGUAUAUCGACCCCACGUCGUCCACCAUACCAACAUGCCCGACAUGAAGUUCGUGGCUGCGAGAGGUAGAAGUAAGCGAUAUUUUGCUGCGGAAGACGUUUUCUGAGAGCGUGAUUACAUCUUGCACAUUCUAAGUCCGUCUCGGUUUCUCGUCUGCCUACCGGCAGCCGUGCAAAUAUCAUUCAAUAUAUAUGUUCGCCCUGCUCGGGACCCGAGUUCUCAAGUCACUUUCCAUCUGGAUGGAUUUUGGUCUAUGUUCUUUACAUCUUUCUCGGGAUCUUCUCUUCCUCAUCUUCACCUUACUUCCUCCAUUCUUUAUCUUUCCCUUUCUAUCUCGCUACGAACUGUGAAUUUUCGACAUGUAUGGAUAUGGGAUUCAACAUGGCCUGGGGUUAUUAUUGGCUGCGGAGUGAUAGGAGUAUACUACGUUCGGAAUAACGUUGGGGU